Photinus pyralis (common eastern firefly) is the source of this 1785-nucleotide messenger RNA. RefSeq lists its product as uncharacterized. The coding region runs from base 453 to 1475 and encodes 340 amino acids. Gene Ontology annotation, cellular component: transcription regulator complex; nucleus. NCBI's taxonomy places the organism in Eukaryota, Metazoa, Arthropoda, Insecta, Coleoptera, Lampyridae. Gene Ontology annotation, molecular function: DNA binding. The record is from RefSeq and is a predicted model, not a curated record. Gene Ontology annotation, biological process: regulation of transcription by RNA polymerase II. The transcript has 2 exons.
CUCCCUUCUGUAUGAAGCAAGUAAACUAAUGAUUUUUGCUUUACAUGCUUCUUCCGGCUGUUCAACUGCGGCCGCUAUUUCUUUCCAGGCAUCCACUUUUAAAUUUUUGUUAUAAUAGUUUUCAUUCCUUGGAUUCCACAGCACUUCAUAAUUUUUAUAAAUCUCUAUCAAUAACAAUGAACUUUCAUCUGACCACUGCGCCAUUUUAAACAAGACUAAAUGCUCGCGAGCACGUCAAGAACAGGAAGGUUAAACUAAAAACACGUCCCAAUCGAGCACGCGAAUCCCUUUGUGCUCGUCACAAAAACCGACUUUUGACGGAGCGAGCGAGCACACUGCGAACCUGUUCGCUUCGUGCUCGCGGCGCCGUCCCAAUUGUCCGAAUUUGUUGCAUUUACACGUUACAUUACAUGCUCGGUUCGGCAGAUGUAUACGCACCUUAACAGACCAAGAUGGAUGUUGAAAAAUUAAUUAAUUUAAUUUAUGAAAAAAAGCCUCUGUGGGAUAUGACCGACAAAUCAUAUCACAUGAGAGACAUACAAAGAAAAUUGUGGCAAGAAGUGGCAGUUGAAAUGAAUACUAAGGUUGAUGAAGUAAAAUCAAAAUGGAGGGGGCUGCGAGACACAUUUCGAAAGGAAUUCAACAAGUCGAAAAAACAGAAAUCUGGAGAUGGUGCAGAAUCGGUAGUUACCUCCAAAUGGCCAUAUUAUAAAAUACUGUUGUUUUUAUCUAAAACUGUUGAACGACGUAAACUGCAUGGAAAUAUAUCUCCGCAAAAGGAAAACAAUGACAACUCUUCUUCCGAGACAGAAUCGACAUUGGAAGCUGCAGACAAUGCAUACUCUGACACUCAAUCCACCAUUCAAGAGUCAUCACAGCAAAUUGUAAAUACAGAUAUUCACCAGCCAUCCACAUCUGGUAACAAGGUAACAAGUACAUUCAAUACACCUAGUAGUUCAACUUUGCAAAGUAAGAAAAACACAAACAAUCGUCUAAAAUAUGCUAAGAAUUCCGAGACAAAUUCAAUGGACGAAAAGUUCCUCGAAAUAGAAAGAGCCAAAUUGGAAAUAUUGUCUCAACAUAAAAAUAGAGAAGGCGGUGAUAGUGAACACCAAUUCCUACUAAGUCUCCUGCCAUUUUUAAAGGCUGUACCUCACAAUCGACAAAUGUUGGUGAGAAGUAAGUUGCAGCAAGUAUUUCUUGAGGAAGAACAAUUAUCUACAAGACACACGCCCGGAGCAACAUAUCGUUCCAAUGAAACAAUUACAACACCGUUGCCUUCCCCAAUGCCUUACACGGACACCGAUUCCUCCAGAGCGUCAUUCUAUUGUAAUGACUUAACACCACAUCGUUCUUCAUCUUUGAAAAAUACAGUAUCUUCCGGGGUCUCACAAUAUUCAAGUGAAAUAAGAGAAGAUGUUUCCUAUCAACAGCCGUUGUCCAUUCAGAACUAUGUUUCUCACUUCAGCGCAUAAAACAAUGUAUUUCUUUUCUUUGUAUUUUUAAAUAAUAUAAUUCAAAAUGUUGCAACUACUGUAUUUAUAACUUACCUUAUAGUCACACUCAAUCGUUCUUCUGGCGAAAUGGUCUCACGGAAAUUCGACAUUUUUUUUAUUGGUUCCCUUAUGGCAUCUAAAAUAUAGUUAAAUGUAUCCUGAUUCAUGCGAUAGUAAUCAAAAAACUUUUUCUCGUCCUUCUUCAAAUCAUCAUAUAAAUGAUGAAAUUCUCCGAAUUCUUUUCGUUUUACUAAUAUGUCAUUAACCCAACACUUUUUUCUUUUUAAUU